This is a messenger RNA of Candidozyma duobushaemuli, 570 nucleotides long. It is a transcript of the gene MFALPHA, whose product is annotated as mating pheromone alpha. The record is from RefSeq and is a predicted model, not a curated record. NCBI's taxonomy places the organism in Eukaryota, Fungi, Ascomycota, Pichiomycetes, Serinales, Metschnikowiaceae. Gene Ontology annotation, biological process: mating. The coding region runs from base 1 to 570 and encodes 189 amino acids. The transcript has a single exon. Gene Ontology annotation, cellular component: extracellular region.
AUGAAGUUCUCCACUACUGCUAUCAUCGCCGCCGCUGCUUCCUUGGUUUCUGCUGCUCCAGCUCCCUCGCCAACCGUCUCUGCUGUUCCAUCCGCUGUUGAGAGCUCCUUCGGUGUCCCAACUGAGGCAAUCAUUGGUCAGUUCUCCUUCGACUCCGAUGAGUACCCAUUGUCGGUUACCUACGGUGACCGCCGCUAUGUGAUCUUGCUCAACUCCACUAUCAUGGAGCAAGCCUAUGCCUCACUUCCUGGCGACAAGCAGAAGAGAGAGGCUGAAGCCGCCUGGGGCUGGUUGAGAUUCAUGCCAGGUGAGCCAUUUGUGAAGAGAGAUGCCGAAGCUGAUGCUGAAGCCGAGUGGGGCUGGUUGAGAUUCAUGCCAGGUGAGCCAUUCGUCAAGAGAGAUGCCGAAGCUGAUGCUGAAGCCGAGUGGGGCUGGUUGAGAUUCAUGCCAGGUGAGCCAUUCGUCAAGAGAGAUGCCGAAGCUGAUGCUGAAGCCGAGUGGGGCUGGUUGAGAUUCAUGCCAGGUGAGCCUUUCGUCAAGAGAGAGGUCGAGGCUGACCUCGAGGGUUAA